ACUUCUUACACGUACAGAAAACGUGCUAUCAUCAAUUCUGAAGUUGGUUCGCUAAUAACCACUAUUAUAAACCAAUCGGCAGGAAAUGGAAUUCGAAUAAAUGGCCGUAACACCAUAGGGGACAACUGACUCUUGGAGCUUCAACGCUAAAAAACUUUUCAUUAUCGCAUACAUUUUUUGGUUCCUGUGAAGACCGAGGAGUUUCCUAAUAAUAAGCCAGGCGUUGUUGAGCCGUGACGUGACUCGCGUUUGAUCAUGUCUUCGAAGGGAGUAGUUGCAUGAAACUGCUACUGCUAACUUCAGGCGGAUGCUGAUACUCUGAUAUCAAUUUAUUCAUCCGGUUGUUGCAUUAUCGAAGGAUUGUCGUCUUCGUUUGGGAAGUAACCAUUCCAAGCCCACCCCACUCGGGAAAUUUCCUUGAUCAAAUGUGACUAAUGACUUACGUGAACUGUUACAUUGUAUCUCUGUAUGUUACUGUUAUGCGCGAUUGAUGUUUCAGAUCGUGUAAUUGUGGGUAGUGAGUCUUAUUGGGCUCAUUACAAUAAUCUGAAUUUGUCUUUAUAGUGGAAUGAGCUAGCUGCCCAAAUUCUGCCUGAUAGCCACUUUGACGUUAUUUGGUAUUUUGUAUUUUGUGUUGGAGAACACUGACGAAAAUCAUUGAAAAUGUCUUCAUUCUUUAAUUUUCGUAAAAUCUUCAAAUUGGGGUCAGAUAAGAAAAAGAAACAGUAUGAACAUGUGCACAGAGACGAGAACCCUGAGGAAAUCUGGGAGAUUAUUGGGGAACUGGGAGAUGGGGCCUUUGGGAAAGUGUACAAGGCCCAAAACAAGCAUACUGGAAUCAUGGCUGCUGCCAAGGUGAUUGACACAAAGACAGAAGAGGAACUGGAGGAUUACAUGGUGGAGAUUGACAUUCUGGCUUCCUGCGAUCACCAUUACAUAGUCAAACUGCUGGAUGCCUUUUAUUAUGAAAGCAAACUGUGGAUUCUGAUUGAGUUCUGUGCAGGAGGGGCAGUCGAUGCAGUUAUGUUGGAGCUGGAGAGGCCGCUGACAGAGCCUCAGAUCCAGGUGGUGUGCAGGCAGACAUUAGAGGCCCUGGCCUACCUCCAUGAGAUGAAGGUCAUCCACAGAGACCUAAAAGCUGGGAACAUCCUACUUUCACAGGAGGGAGACAUCAAACUUGCUGACUUUGGUGUAUCGGCUAAGAAUACCAAUACUUUACAGAGAAGAGAUUCUUUCAUUGGUACUCCAUAUUGGAUGGCCCCGGAGGUGGUGAUGUGUGAGACGUCGAAGGACCGUCCGUACGACUACAAAGCUGACAUUUGGUCUCUGGGGGUCACACUUAUUGAGCUGGCUCAGAUCGAACCUCCCAACCACGAGAUGAACCCCAUGAGAGUCCUGCUGAAAAUUGCCAAGGCCGAUCCACCCACUCUAAUGCAGCCUUCACGCUGGUCAUUAGAAUUCAGUGACUUUCUGAGGAAGGCGCUGGAUAAGAAUGUGGACCGUAGGUGGGGCACAGUUCAGCUCUUACAGCAUCCAUUUGUUAGCAAUGUGGUUGACAACAAACCUCUGAGAGAAUUGAUCGCUGAAGCAAAUGCAGAAGUCUUAGAGGAGAUUGAAGAAGGCAAAGAGGAAGAGGAAGAAGAAGAGAUGGAUGCAACUCUGCUGGUGCCUGAACAUCAGCGAGCACCGUCCGAUGUCAGCAUGGCCAGCUCUGACGAUGAGACCCUCUCACAGACCACCUCAACGCUGGACUCAGUCACAGAGAAGACCGAGCCUGAGACUGCAGAGGACAAGGCUGGCAAGACUGCCGAUAAGGAGUCUGAUGAGGUCCUGGGGUCCAGCGAGGGGGACAGGGUUGCGGCUGAGAAACUGAGUGAGAUUUCUGAUGCCAGUGAAGAGGAAUUAACCAUUGGACAGGUGGUGCCAACGGAGCCCACACCUGAGCAAAGCCUUGCAGGACACCCUGAGAAGAUUCCUGAUUCACAGGAGACUGUGUUCGUCAGUGAAGAGACCGGGGAAGAGGAGAAAGCGCUGGACGGGACUCAACAAGGAGUCUCGCAGGGGAAAGGAGAAGUACAGGAGGAGCAGAAAGAAGAGGAGGUGGACAAAGACACAAUUACACGAGAAUUAGAAGUCAUUCACCAGCCCCCCGUUGAAUUCACAGAUUUACUGGACCGACCUGAAUGUCCUUCAGAUGAACCUGGCUCUGUAUUGACAGAGAUCAAUGCUAAACCAGAAGAGAAGGAGACUGAAAGGGAAGCACUCACAGAUGAGAUGACCAAAGAGGUUCAAACAGACACUAAUGGUGCUGCCAAUAUAACCACAGAUGCCAGUGCUAAUGGAGACAAAGACAGAAAGACGGAAUUACAUUUCAACACAGCUUCUAAGGACGAUGCAGAUGAGGGCAACACAGAGGUGCCUAUAGAUACUGAAACCCAGAGCGAAGAGCCCAGUGAGGAGCCCCAGGAGAACACCACCGAGACCUUAAAGGAGGAAAUACAGCAGCCACUGCCCGAUUCAGACAAAGAAAAGUCAACCCAACCACAAGAACCUGAGUCAAUAAAUGGACCAGGUGAGGAAAAUAACGUGAACCCUGUGGUGAUUGAGGGGGGAGUGACAGAGGAAAGGGAGAAGAAUACUCCAGAUGAGGAAGCUUCACCCGAAGAAGAUAACUCUGUUCCUGAGAGUGAAAUGGAAUCAAAAACUGACCAGGAAAGCACUCCUGUGUCAAAGCAAGAUGUGGGGAAAGACUCUGACUCUGGAAGCAGUUCUGCAGCCGAUAACAACAGUAUGGACCUCAACCUGUCCAUUUCGAGUUUCCUUUCCAGAAAGGCAGAGGCCGGAUCUAUGUCCAUACAGGACACAAGACGACAGAAGAAGACUCUUAAGAAGACUCGUAAGUUCAUGGUGGACGGAGUGGAGGUCAGUGUGACCACGUCAAAGAUAGUCACCGAUAACGACACCAAGAGUGAGGAGAUGAGAUUCCUGAGGCGCCAGGAGCUGCGAGAGCUGCGUCUCCUGCAGAAGGAGGAGCAGAGAGCCCAUCAGGAGCUCAGCAACAAGCUGCAGCAGCAGAGAGAACAGAUCUACCGCCGCUUCGAGCAAGAGAUGAGCGGUAAGAAGCGUCAGUACGACCAGGAGGUGGAGAACCUGGAGAAGAAACAGAAGCAGACCAUUGAACGUCUGGAGCAGGACCACACCAACCGGCUGAGGGAUGAGGCCAAACGCAUCAAAGCAGAGCAGGACAAGGAGCUCUCCAAGUUCCAGAACAUGCUCAAGAACCGCAAGAAGGAGGUGAAACAGGAAGUUGAACAGUCACCCAAAUUCAUGAGGAGAGAACUCUUGAAACGCUUAAAGGAAGACCUUUCUCUCAUUCAGACUGCAGAGGAACAAGAGUUUUUACAGAAACAGCAGCAGGAACUGGAUGGAGCCCUGAAAAAGAUCAUCCAGCAACACAAACAUGAGAUUGCCACCAUCGAGAAAGACUGCCUCAACCACAAACAACAGCUCAUGAGAGCUCGAGAGGCAGCCAUGUGGGAGCUGGAGGAGCGCCACCUGCAGGAGAAGCACCAGCUGCUCAAGCAGCAGCUCAAAGACCAGUACUUCAUGCAGAGACACCAGCUCCUCAAGAGGCAUGAGAAGGAAAUGGAGCAGAUGCAGCGUUACAACCAGCGUCUGAUCGAGGACAUGAAGAGCAGGCAGGCCCAGGAGAGAGGGCGACUGCCUAAGAUCCAGCGAGGCGAGGCCAAGACACGAAUGGCCAUGUUCAAGAAAAGCCUCCGCAUUACCUGUGCGCCUGGCACCCCAGAGCAGGAGAGGGAGAAGAUCAAACAGUUUGCUGCCCAGGAAGAAAAAAGGCAGAAGAAUGAGAGACUCCAUCAGCACCAGAAACACGAGAACCAGAUGAGGGACCUGCAGCUACAGUGUGACUCCAACAUCAGAGAGCUGCAGCAGCUUCAGAAUGAGAAGUGCCAUAUCCUGAUUGAACAUGAGACUCAGAAGCUGAAGGAGCUAGAUGAAGAGCACAGCCAGGAGUUAAAGGAGUGGAGAGAAAAACUUCGGCCCAGGAAGAAGGCCUUGGAGGAGGAAUUCACGCGCAAGCUUCAGGAGCAGGAAGUGUUUUUCAAGAUGAGCGGGGAGUCUGAGUGCCUUAACCCCACGACCCAAAGCAGAGUGUCCAAGUUCUACUCAAUCCCUAGUGUGCACAACUCUGGCUCAUAGUCUUCCUCAGUGCAGCGCUUUCUCUCAGGAACAAGAACAGACUGUGCUCAUACAUUGUGUACCCCCUGGUGGGUGGUGGGGGGGACCUCCUCUUUUGCUGUUAUCUACUGGAGACUAGCGUUGAUUUACUGUGGCACUUGGCCGAAUGUAAUGGCUUCACACAAGCCUGCACACAUAGACAACUACAAAAUGAUCGUUACCCUUGAUAAAGAUCAGGGGGAAAAUGCUGUAUAAAAAAAACGUGCGAUGAGUUAUUGACAUUUCCCAACAUAAGAUGUACUGCACUUCAAUGAUCAUUCAAAAUAAUCAACAUCUGUGAAUCUAAUUAUACAAUUAUUUACUGCAAAAUUAAGUCUACAAAUUAUUGGCACACUUGUUUUCAGUCCUGUAUGCACUUUCCGCUUGCACUGAGCCUUUUCCUAUAUAUAUUAUUUUAAGAAUUAAUUUGAAGGGAUCUCUUACUAAAUCGUCCUCUGUAACUGUCCAACUGGGGCCAAUGUAGAUUGUUCUUUGCCUCCCAAGGCUUCUGUGAGCAGGUUGAAAAGCCACUUGCAUCGUCUACAAGGCAGGUAUACCACUUUUUACCUGGUUUUUAAUCUGUUAAUUAUUGUUUUUAGCAUUGUUUUUGUACCAAUUACCUGAUUAAUGAAGGUAAAUAACAAUUUCUCUCUUUUCAUUUGUGUCCUCAUUUUUAUACUGCAGUGUUUGGAAGGCCACGAUACAGUUCUUUAAGACUAAAAUGUCCUUAAAAAUGCAUUGUUAAUGCACUCCCUUGGGGUGAUAAUUGUAAAGACCCCUAUCCUUUUGAGAAAAGUUAUUUCUUCUGAGAAAUUGUAUUAGUAAAAAAUGUAUUAUGCUCAUAUUUAUCAGCGUAAAAUAUAGCCUAUUUCCUCUGUUUAUUUUAUACAGCUUAUAACAGGUGGUGACUGCAGCCAUACAAGCUCGCCUACACAGUACUGUCAGCUCUUAUAUAAUAAUGGCAUUAAUUUGGAGUAAGAAACCAUUCACUCCUUAAACGGCUUUAUAGAAAAUGCCAUGGAAUAGUAUGUAGUCCUGAGGAGGAUGACCUGGCCAAUCAACCGUCUAGAUAAGGCAGUUUCUCUGUGGUAAAAGUUUCAUUAUUUUGUCUCUGCACAGUUGUUGGACAUUUAAAAGCUGAUCACUUAGAACAGCUAAAUGCUGAACAUUGUGCCUCCAGUGUGAAUAAUUAGGUUAUACCCAAUAUUACUGCAGCUAUGUGUUUUCUUUUUUGUAACUGAUUUGUAUGUAUUUUAUGUAGUUCAAUCCCAAUAUGCACCGUUUUAAAAUAACUACUGGUGAGACAACAUUGCUUUGGUGUUGACAAAAAGAAUGAUUAGUUAUACUAGUUAGCUAACAGGCUGAUAACUUCGAACACUAGCUAGGCUAUGUGUACAGAAGUAACUGAAAACUGAGAGAUCUGCAUGACUAGCUACUUAAAGAGAUUACAUACUGUGUGUCCACAUAUUUCCCUACUGCUUCAAGAAAAAAAUCACAAAAAUGUAAUGAAAACAUCCAAACUUUUUGCUAAUCUUGCCUGUUCCAAAUGCUGUAGGCUAGGUUUCGGGUUACAGGUUUGAGAACAUAAAAAAAAAUAUGCUUUGGUUCUGAAAAGUAAUUUAAACAUGGUCUGUGUGUGUGUGUAUGUAUGUGUCUUAAUGUGAAAGAGGAUGUUUGUGAGAGCAGUUUGUGAACAUGUAGAAUGGAGAGGCUUGUGUGUAAUGUUAUUUUAACAGUUGCCUGCUGCUCCAUGAAAUUCCAUCAAACCUUUACAUUACAUAAUGCAUAUAAGAUGGUGCUAACAUAAAUUAAUUCUUAGGCUGUUAAUGGGUAGCUAUAAAUCAAAGGAAUGUGGAUUUUCAGAGAGAAAAAAAUUGCUUAUUCAAGGUAUGAAUGUAUAGAGUUGUAUUUUAUUUAAAGAUAAUGUGCUAUUGAAUUAUUGAAUCAAUCAAUUAUAACAAACAUUUCUGUAUAUUUGAACAAAUAUGGCCUCUUUCCAUACUGUAGAUCUAAAUCACUAGAUGUUGUUUUGGGUAGACUCAUAGGUUUGGUCUUUACAUCAACUACCUUUUCUGUUAAAUAUCAACCCUGCUUAUAGGCUAUGGCUUUACUUUGAACAGAGUGGCUAGUAUGUUACUCUGAUUCUGGCACACAUAUAGCAAAAAUUAUUUAGCAUUUAUACAGGCAGCCCAAUUCAGAUAUUGUUUAUACUAAUUAGUCUCUCGACCAAUCAGGUCAGCUCUGAAAAAGAAAAAACAGUGAAAAGAGCUGGAGUGAUUGGUAGAAAUCAGUUGAAGAAAACCCAACAGAUUUUGGUUGUCUGUUUCAACGCAGCCAUGCAUACUUAUACUGAAACAAUAUAUGCAGUUGAUCAUACUACAGUAUUUAUGUGAUCUUAGAAUAUAAAGUAAUGGACUGUAUCUUACAGUUAGAAAGAUAAUUAUUUUGUACUUAGAUUAUUUCUUUCAAGCAAUGGUUUGCCAUUCCUUUUCCCAAAUCUGGACUGAAUCAGUGGCACUUUGCAUGUUUUUGUAUACUUUUAUUUUCAGUUCAAAAUUUUAUCUGUAAUACUAUUUUAUUAAUACCAGUUUUUUUUUAAAUAUGUAUACAUGUUGUAUCAAUGUACAUGUCAUUGUAAUCUUUUGACAUUGUUUGUGGUUAAACAAUACAUGAUACGUGAUAUCUGUAAAAUGUCCAAACAAAACAGAUGGCUGGGUGAAUGCUGUUUUAUCACAAUAACAUAACAUCUAGAAUGCUGGAUUUUCAUUGGGAUAGUGGGAAAUGUAGUUUAAGACGCCAUCCCGUUUUUUAAUGUUUAUUUUUAUGGAGGAGUAACUUUUUUGAACAUCUACAUGCACAAAAGGAUUACAAGUUACUGGAUAAUGCAGUGGGGGAUUGAAAUAGUGUUUCAUGAGCUUGUUGCAUUUUGAUGUGAGACGUCAACAUUCUGAGUAAUUAUAUGCAUUGUAUAGGUCAGGUAUAUAUGAAGUCUUUGUUAAUAAACGUAAUGUGCUGUACAUAAAA
Molecule: messenger RNA, 7263 nt
Organism: Esox lucius (northern pike)
Lineage: Eukaryota; Metazoa; Chordata; Actinopteri; Esociformes; Esocidae
Gene: slka
Product: STE20-like kinase a
Exons: 19
Coding region: 664-4221 (1185 amino acids)
Biological process (GO): protein phosphorylation
Molecular function (GO): protein serine/threonine kinase activity; ATP binding
Source: RefSeq, a predicted model, not a curated record